Molecule: messenger RNA, 1559 nt
Organism: Syngnathus acus (greater pipefish)
Lineage: Eukaryota; Metazoa; Chordata; Actinopteri; Syngnathiformes; Syngnathidae
Product: carbohydrate sulfotransferase 12-like
Exons: 6
Coding region: 295-1482 (395 amino acids)
Biological process (GO): proteoglycan biosynthetic process; carbohydrate biosynthetic process
Cellular component (GO): membrane
Molecular function (GO): sulfotransferase activity
Source: RefSeq, a predicted model, not a curated record
CUCACACCGCCUCAAGUCCGAAUCCACCAUCCAGCAAGGCAAGCAGCCUCCCACCCAUCCCGAGCCCUCCCCACAAAGCUUACCCGCCUGGCAGCUCUCACCACGGGCCUGAAGGACGGCCACACACCGCUGACAGUCGACCGGCCACCAUGGAGCUCAUCUGCCGGCUGCAGUUGCUGAGCAGGAAGCGUCUCCUUCCGUGAUAGACGUCCUGCGCCAUGGAGCUCAGAUAACCUCUUCCUCUUUUCUGCACCAAUCUCGGCCCCCCCCUCCCGGAGCUUCCGCACUUUAACCAUGGGAACGUGGCACGGCCUGCGCGUGGCGUUUAUCCUGGGCUCUCUCUUCGUGAUCUUGCUCAUCAUCGCCUACUGGGACGACGUGGGUGGCUUCAACCUCCACCCUCUGCGGGACCGCAAACACGAGCGUUGCCCUCAGACUGCCACGGUCCGCUCGCACCCGCCCCCCACCCUCCCAUCAUCCUUUGCGGGAAUAUCCAGCACCACGUGGGCCAACAGAAGUGUGCUGCAGCCGGGAAGAGAGGAUGAGAAUGGGGAAGAGGACGAGAUUCGGGAUUUGGACGGAAGCCUAGAGCAGAUUGCGAGGAAGCGGAGGAUCUCCGAUGUGUGUUCGGGGACGGACUUUCCCGGAAGGACCCGUGCAUUUGAGCAGAUCCCAAACAGGGAGUUGGACCACCUGAUCGUCGACGACACGCAUCAAAUCAUCUACUGCUAUGUUCCCAAGGUGGCGUGCACCAACUGGAAGAGGGUGAUGGUGGUCCUGGCUCAGUCUCUGGUCUCGCCCGUCUCAGGAAAGCCUUACACUGACCCGGAGUUGGUUCCUCCGGACGUCGUACACAAUUCCUCGCUUCACCUCACUUUUGCCAAGUUCUGGCGCCAUUACGGUUCUCUAUCCCGCCACCUGAUGGCGCUCAAGCUCCAGCACUACACUAAGUUCCUGUUUGUACGGGACCCCUUUGUCCGCCUAAUUUCAGCCUUCAGGAACAAGUUUGGAAGGCCCAAUGAGGACUUCUACCGCCAGUUUGGCUCUGUCAUUCUGCGUCGCUACGGCAACCUAUCAGGGAGUUUGCCGGAAACGGCGGCUGAGGCUUUUGCGUCUGGGAUCAAACCCACCUUCCAGCAGUUUGUCUCGUACCUGCUGGAUGAGGAGACGGAGAAGGAGAGCGUCUUUAACGAACACUGGCGCCAGGUUUACCGUCUCUGCCAUCCAUGCCAGGUGAAGUACGACUUCAUCGGGCGACUGGAAACGCUGGAGACGGACGCCGAGCAUCUUUUGAAGCUUUUGCAAGUGGAUCACCUGCUGCGGUUCCCCUCUGGGGCGAGAAACCGAACGGCGGCCAGCUGGGAACGGGACUGGUUUGCCCAAAUUCCUGUUUCAAUGAGGACAGAGCUGUACAAGCUUUACCAACCAGACUUUGAGCUGUUUGGCUACCCCAAACCUGACAGCGUGCUACACCACCAGUAGGGCCAAACCCCCCCUGAUAAACAAACAAAAAAAAAGCCUUCCAAGACAUGUCUGCAAUGCUGUUAGAGCAAAUACCU